Messenger RNA from Spinacia oleracea (spinach), 2425 nucleotides. RefSeq lists its product as uncharacterized. Bases 893 to 2425 code for a protein of 510 amino acids. The transcript is spliced from 6 exons. The record is from RefSeq and is a predicted model, not a curated record. NCBI's taxonomy places the organism in Eukaryota, Viridiplantae, Streptophyta, Magnoliopsida, Caryophyllales, Amaranthaceae.
UAAUGAUUGCUGAUGGAGAAAUGGAAGUGAUGGAAGAAGAAAAACCUGUGAUUGAUCCCAAACAAAAGCCCCAUGAGCACAAACUGAAUGUGAGGCAAACUGCGCAAAUGCUGAUGCGCUUUUUGAAGGGAAUUUCAUCUGAUAAACCUAUUAAUAGGGCAAAGCAACAAGCUAUCACAGAGUUAGGGUUCGGGUCUUUUCUAAACCUUGACAUACCACCAAAUGUAUAUCCAUUCCCGUACGAGUUGCUUUCCCAUUUCAACUCUUCAACCCGGGCCCUAGAUUUACAAAAAUCUUCCUUGCAUAUUACAAUAGGGGACAUAUACCUUGUGUAUGGUAUCCCUAUUGGAGGAGACCAGGUGAUUGAAUUGACAGAUGAAACAGAUCCAUCGGUGAAGAAAGUAUUUUCAGAUUUUUGGAAAUAUUGGGACGUGCAAUCUGGAUGCCCAAAGUUGGUGAAAAUGAUAGAAACAUUGAUCAAAGAAACCACCAAAGUUGAUGAUAACUGGAAGAGAUCUUUCCUCGUGGUUGUUGUUAACACAAUGAUCAAAUCCACUACCAACAUUUCGCCAAACUUCAAAUUCCUUGCUAGCACGGUUAAUCUGAAUCGAGUAAGGAAUCUGAAUUGGUGCCAUUAUGCCUAUACCAGUCUUUUGACGGCAGCUAAAUACUGGAAUGAGGACCGAAGCAGAUGGUUUGCUGGUCCGCUACCAUUUUUAAUGGUAUAUUUUAAACAUUAAGCUACCAUUUUACUUUCAUGUUCUUUUUUCAUCUAACUGACCAAAAAGAUAUGUUGUUUUUCUGAAAUUAGGUGUGUUAUUUUGAUCGAGUGCAAAUUGAAAAAGAAUAUCCUCCAGGGAGCUUCCCCAUCAUUAGAUGCUGGUCAAGACAAAUGAUAAGCAGCAGGGUUAAGCAUGAUAAUGAGUGUGGCUUUGGACAUGGUAUCAUUCUUGACAGAAUCGAAAGCCCACCAGAGCUAAUACAGUAUAGGAGAGAUAUUCUUUUGGAAAAAGAACAAGAAGAACCACCACAAGAAGAACAAGAACAAGAAAAACCACAACCACCACCACCACAACAAGAAGAACCACAACCACCACCACCACAACAAGAAGAACCACAACCACCACCACCAGAACAAGAAGAAGUACCACCACCACCACAACAAGAACAAGAACAACCACAACCACCACCAACAGAACAAGAACAAGUACCACCACCACCACCACUACAACAAAAACAACAACAGCAGCAAAAACAACAACAGGCACAUCAAAGUUCACCGGUGACUGAACUCGGUGAAGAUCAGGAGAUACCAGAGCAACAAACACACUCCAACCCCGAGGAAGUCAAACUACCCUCGACAGUUGAGGAGUUUCAUCAGGAGUUCUUGAAGACCACAGCUGAAUUAAGUGGUGUGAUGAACAAAUUCAACAACCUCUUGUCGUUGUCGAAGAAGUUCUUUGACACGACUGUUGAUGUAAAAGAAACAAUGUCAUUUAAUAUGGCAGAGAUGUGGUCCAAGUGUUCAGAAACACAACUUCCAACCGUGUUUGAUAACGCCAAGAAUGCAUCGAAUGAGGAGAGAAAAGAUUCACAGGAGAUGGGUUCCAUUCUGAGUCAAGACAAAGAGUUUUUCAGCUCGGACUACUUCUCCAUUUUAUUUGAUGAUGCAGUCAAGAAAGCGACUAGAGGGAAGAAAAAAGAAACUGUUAUGGAAAAAGAAACAGAGGAACCUAUGUCAGAGGAGUCUCUAUCAGAGGAAAGUCUACCAGAAUUACCUCAAUUUCUCACACCUCCCACUAUGGACUCUGAAAAUGAUGGGGUUAAUGAUUUGACUUUGAAGCUUGGACUACCGUCCAUUUCAGAAAUUACCCCUACACAUGACUAUGAAGAGGAGAUGAGGAUCCAAGCACUCUUGAUGAACAACUCUUUAACAGAACGUGACCUUCAAACGAUUUCAGGGGAGAAGGAAGAUUAUUCAGAAAAAGAACAGCAGUCUCCACCGAAAACCGAAGUACCUGAGAGUUUGAAGAACAGUGAUGAUGCUUUGAACAAAAGCAGCGAAAAAGGGACACCAAUCCCUAAUCGAGAAGAACAAGAUUUUGAGACCCCAAAAGUUCCUGUAGCGGAUUCCCAGGGUGAUGUGAUUACUCCAUCAGUCUAUCUGAGAGAUGAAGAGGAUGUUCCAACAAAAACACAAAAAGAUGAAGAGGAUGUUCCAACUACAAGUCAAAUCCCUGCCACAAUGAGGAUGAAGAGAAUCAAGAAUGUCCCUAUAGUGUUACGGUCACCGUUUUUAAUUCAGUAUUCACAUUUACUUGAGGCUAGUGACAAACUAAGCCAAGAGGACAAGGAUUUAAAAUGCAUUCUUGAUUAUGCAAUUGGAGAGGGUGAUCCUAGGUGGGGAUGUUUGGGUGGAAAAUAA